Messenger RNA from Babesia bigemina, 2040 nucleotides. RefSeq names its product exonuclease family protein, putative. The coding region runs from base 1 to 2040 and encodes 679 amino acids. The transcript has 8 exons. Gene Ontology annotation, cellular component: nucleus. The record is from RefSeq and is a predicted model, not a curated record. Gene Ontology annotation, molecular function: nucleic acid binding; exonuclease activity. Lineage: Eukaryota; Apicomplexa; Aconoidasida; Piroplasmida; Babesiidae.
AUGGCCUCCAACAGCGAACGUGCCGAGGCGCGGCAGCGGGACUGCUCGCUGAGCGUCGCGGACGGCCACAGCUACACACUGGAGCCGGUGCUGCAACACCGCAGCGCGCCCAUAGAUUGGAUUCAGCUGCAGCGGUUCGUCACUUGGCUCAUGUCCGUGAACGCGAAAACGAAGUGCCCGCUCAACCUGCGCAAUGGCCGCGUGCACUCCCAUAGCAACGUGUUCAUAGCAGUGCCGUAUCUGGACUCGGAUUACCUGAUGAACGACCUCGACGCCCUGAAGGUGGUGCAGCGCUCCACGGAAAGCGGUACCCUAUACCGAAUCAAAUCGCCGGCAUGCCACAUUUCGGAGGGUGAAUGUGACAUAAUGAAGAAGUUUUUGUUCAUGGAGGUGAAGAAGCAGAUACGGCCCGACGAAUCGCAUCGCAUAGCGCAGUUUUGCCUCACUCCAGAAAUGUACCACAACGCUUACAACCCAGGGCACGCUGAAAAUGAGCAAUUCGAAGAUUUGGACUGCCAUCCGGCAGAAUUUGUUAACAAAAUGGAAGCCGACAUAUCGGAGGACCAACUGUUGUCGGUGCUGGAGUCCAACGUGUUGACACCGCGCCGACUUUGCAGAAACCAGGAUCAGCUAGUGGCGGCCGUAAAUAGGUACCGAGCCACGCCGUUCACUGCCGAAUUGGCUCCGGAAUCGGCCUCGUCAAGCGGAGAAACAUCGGUCGACGACGAUUCCGUGGGCACCCCAGAGUUCAAAUUUAGCGACGAACUGCUGCGUCGUUACGCAUCUAUCGCGUAUCAACUGCGCAAUGAUGGUUUGUUCCCAAAAACGUUUGCCUUGGACUGCGAGAUGGUGUCCACGACGAAGGGGACAGAGCUGGCUCGCAUCACCGUGAUCGAUAGCCUGCUCCGUGUCGUCUUCGACGCACUGGUGCAGCCUUCCUGCACCGUGACGAACUAUCGCACCCAGUACUCGGGUAUAACGGAGCAAGGUUUAGCAGGGGUGACCAUCACGCUGUCCGACGUCCAGGCCGCCCUCUACCGCAUGGUGGACUGCGAGACCGUACUGGUCGGCCACUCUCUGCAUCACGACCUGAGCGCGUGCGAAGUCGGCCAUGGGCGCGUGAUAGACACUGCGCUGAUGUACGCCAUCCAGAACCGCAGAAACAAGCCUUCCCUGAAAGCACUGGCUGAGACUCAUCUGAAAUUGGACCUAUUACGCGAUGCCGGUCACGACUCCUACGUCGACGCGGCCACCUCUAUGUACCUGGCGAUGGCGGGGGUCCUAGACCUGGAGCCCCCUUCCACCAGGAACAUCGGCAUUCUUGGCCAAGAGGCGUUCUCCCUUUUAUCGCGCCCGGAGGAACAAUUCCCUUCGCCGGUGGUGCAUCUCAUUGAUCCCAUGGCGGAUCAUUACAAACACCAGUUGGACAGUGGAAUUACAUUGGAGCAAACCUCCGAUGAUGGCUCGUCCGUCGACCGCCUGGUGGAGUUGCUACGUAGCAAUAGGGGCGUGGACUCUGCGUGUUACUACUUCUUGGUUUUGCGGGAUUUCCAGAAGAUGUGCCUACGCAAAAUGUUCGAGUCGCCCAAGAACGAGGAGGCUGCAUCUUUGACCAAACGAGCCAACCCUAAAUCGGUAUGCGAGUACAUGACCCGCCUCUCCGCGCUGACUGAUCGCGUCGUUGCAUGUCUGGAUCGCGAUGACGUCAUGAUGAUGUCAAACCUGAGCGGUGACACGGCGAAGGUGGACGUCCUCUCUCAAUCGCUGCAUGCCAAAACACCUGGGCGUAUGUCAAAGUUGUCGCGUUUCUUGUGGCGGCUUUAUGCGUUGGGGAACGGAGAACCAGCUCCAAAUCACGCCAACAUGGGGGAGAUGGCAGAUGCGCCUGAACCUGUCGAGAAGUUCUCCAGGCGCACCCAAAUAGUCACCGUGGCGACUCUGAAACGCGAGCAUGAGAUGGCAAUACGUGACCGACACCUCAACUGGGCGAUAUUUCUGACAAAGAAGAGCUCGAAUAAGCGCAAGCCUACAUCCCAAUGA